Rhineura floridana is the source of this 5945-nucleotide messenger RNA. RefSeq names its product pappalysin 2 (gene PAPPA2). NCBI's taxonomy places the organism in Eukaryota, Metazoa, Chordata, Lepidosauria, Squamata, Rhineuridae. The coding region runs from base 215 to 5224 and encodes 1669 amino acids. Gene Ontology annotation, molecular function: metallopeptidase activity. The transcript has 22 exons. The record is from RefSeq and is a predicted model, not a curated record.
CACCGGGGCGGCGGACGAAAGGAAGGAGGAGAGGCGCGCAGGCUGCCCCGGAGAGCAAAGGUGGUUCUGUGAUCCUGCUGGGCAGGCCGCUUCCCUGGGCAAGGCGAUGCACCUGGUCGUUCCGCGGCGCUCCGAGCAGAGGGGCUGGGCGUAACCUAAGGCGGGGGAGCCGAGGCCUGGCAGGGGCAAAAAGAGCAGAGCGAGGGGCUGCUUCAUGCGCCAAGGCGUCUUCCGUGGUCGGCCAGAAGGCGCGAAGCAGCGGGAGCGCCGCGCGAAAGCUGCGUGCCCGAGGAUGGCGCGUCCAGGCUGGUCGCCGCCGGCCGCCGCCUUCCUGGUGAUGGCCGUGUGCCUGCUGGGCGUGGCCGGCUCCGACCCCGCCUGGAGAAGACCGAGGAAGAGCCGGGCGCCGGAAUCCCACGACGGGGAGCGUUGCUGGCUCCGCCGGACUCGAUCUACGGCGCGCCCGCAGCACCCCUACGCCAGCUAUCCGCGGCCCGUGGUGGGAGUCCCGGGGCCGGAGCGCACGCGGCGGCCCAGGCGCGCUCGAAGCGCCGAGGGCAGCAACGUGGAAGACACGUGGGAAGAAAGCAACGCCUUCCCGCUGCGCCAGCGCGCCAGAGCCGGGCCUUACGCACAAGCGCCGGGCUCCCUCGCCGCCCUUUACUUCUCCGGCGGGCGGGAGCAGCUGCUGCUGCGCCCGGGGGUCCUCGCCGAGCUGCCCCGCAGAGAGUUCACCGUCGAGGCCUGGGUGAAGCCGGAGGGAGGCCAGAGCAACCCAGCCGUCAUCGCAGGUGUGUUUGACAAUUGCUCCCACAUUGCCAGUGACAAGGGCUGGACUCUGGGCAUCCGUUCGCAGGAGAACCCUGGAAAAAAGGAUGCCCGCUUCUUCUUUUCACUUCGGACAGACCGCUUCAAGAGAUCCUCCACCAUAUCAGCGCAGCACCGCUACCAGCUCAGCACAUGGGCUCAUGUGGCUGCCACAUACGAUGGCCAUCAGAUGUUGCUGUACCUGAAUGGGGAACGGAUAGCUCGCAGUUCCCAGCAAUCUGGGGCCCUUCACAGUCCCUUCAUGGCUUCUUGCCGCACUUUGAUUCUGGGAGGUGACAACUCAGAGGAUGGACACAAUUUCCGUGGCCGCCUGGCUUUGCUAGCCAUUUGGAGUGUCUCUCUGCCCCAGGAGAAGCUCCAGAGGGCCUUCCUGAGAAAGAUUGAAGACAGAGAAGCUAUCAUGUUGCUCAGUGCGAGGUUCAGUCGCUUGGAGCAGCAGUGGGUAACAUUCAAAGAUGGGGCCUACCCACUGGUGGAGUUCUUUCAAGCACCAGAGCCUCAAGUUUUGUCACCACUUGUGCCUCCACUUUGUGGACAGACUGCUUGUGACAAUGUAGAGUUGGUCUCCCACUACAACAACCACUGGCCACUGAGGAAUGAGAAGGUGGUACGCUACCGUGUUGUCAACAUCCAUGAUGAUGAUGGGCUCCAUCCUACUAUCAGUGAGGAACAGAUUGCCCACCAGCACCAGGUGCUGAGCAAGGCCUUUGGACCCUAUAACAUCACCUGGCAACUGAACAUUCACAAGGUGUACAACUCCUUGCUCCGCUACCGUGUAGUCCUGAUAAACUGUGAGCCUGGCAAGAUUGGCAAUGAGUACUGUGACCCUGAGUGUGAUCACCCACUGACUGGCUAUGAUGGGGGUGACUGCCGCUGGCUGGGGCGCUGCUAUGACUGGGUGCGCCGGGAUGGUGUUUGCAACAUGGAAUGCAACAAUAUGCUUGACAAUUUUGAUGAUGGAGACUGUUGCAACCCCAGGGUGACCAAUGUAAAGAAGACGUGCUUUGACCCAGAAUCUUCUCAACGGGCAUACAUGAGCGUGAAGGAGCUGAAGGAGGAGCUUCAGCUGAACAGCACUCACUUCCUCAAUGUCUACUUUGCCAGCUCUGUGCGAGAGGAGCUGGCAGGUGCUGCCACCUGGCCCUGGGACAAGGAUGCCCUCAGCCACCUGGGUGGAGUGGUCCUCAAUCCCGCCUACUAUGGUAUGCCUGGUCAUACAAAUACAAUGAUCCAUGAAGUAGGACAUGUCCUGGGACUCUACCAUGUCUUUAAGGGGGUAAAUGAAAGGGAAUCCUGUGAUGACCUGUGCAGAGAGACGGCACCAUCCAUGGAGACUGGAGAUCUUUGUGCUGAUACGGCACCUACUCCCAAAAGCAAACUGUGUCGGGAUCCAGAUCCAAUCAAUGAUACCUGUGGCCAGACCCACUUCUCUGGAACUUCCUUCAACAAUUACAUGAGUUACACAGAUGACAACUGCACAGACAGUUUUACCCCAAACCAAGUGGCUCGGAUGCAUUGCUAUAUGGAUUUGGUGUACCAGAAGUGGAGUCAGGGCAGAAAGCCCACCCCUAUCCCUAUGCCACCGAUGGUCAUUGGGCAGAGCCAGGAAACCCUCACCAUAUACUGGACACCCCCUAUUAGUGGGGUACUUUAUGAAAGAGAAUCAAGCAACCUCUGUGGAGAUUGUGCUGAAGAUGGGACAUUUAGCCAGUACGUACAUGAGGCCUCUUCCCCUCGGACCUGUGAUUCCUCUGGCUACUGGACUCCAGAGGAAGCAGUAGGGCCUCCGGAUGUGGAUCAGCCCUGUGAGCCCAGCUUGCAGGCUUGGAGCCCUGAGUUUAAUCUGUUCAACGUGAGCGUGACCACCCCUUGUCCUCAGCCGCUUGGUUGUAUUUUGGAGCUCCACUUCCUGCAUCCUGUGUACCCGGAAUCUCUAGUGGUGUGGACAACCUACUUCUCUACGGAUGCCCCCAAGGCUCUAUCAGACGUUGAAAUCCUGACGGAGCAUGGGGACUCUGUACACCUGGGACCCAUGGACACUUUCUGUGACAUCCCCCUCACUGUCAAACUCAACCUUAACAAGAAGGUGUCUGCCGUAAAGAUCUACACAUUCGACAAGCAGAUGGAGAUAGACGCUGCAUUGCUGAUCUCCACACCCCGGAGCCCACUUUGUUCCAACUGCAAACCUGUAAGGUACAGAGUUGUCCGGGACCCCCCAUUUCUGGAUGGAUCCCCAGCAAUGGUGACACAGCCGGGACGAAAGUUUAUUGACAUGGAAGUCAUGGCAGGCCAGCUGUAUCGGUACCAAGUGCAGGCAGUGGCUGGAGCUGCUGUAGGUGAAGCCUCCCCACCUCUGUUCCACAUCCAUGGCUCUUCCUAUUGUGGGGAUGGAAAAGUAAGCAUAAGUCUUGCAGAAGAAUGUGAUGAUGGAGAUCUGACAGAUGGAGAUGGUUGCUCUCGAACCUGUAAAAAAGAAAAAGGAUUCCACUGUGUUGGAGAACCAAGCCUAUGCUAUGUCUCUGAUGGUGAUGGCAUUUGUGAGCCAUUUGAGAAAACCAGCAGCAUUGUGGAUUGUGGUCUCUAUACCCCCAAAGAGUACGUGGAUCAAUGGGCAUCAGAGGCCUAUGCCUCCCACCACGACCAGAAGGCAUGCCCAGUUUCCCUAGUGACUGGAGAACCUCUUUUAAGGAUGUGCAAGCCUUAUCCACAGGACACACUGGAGUAUCAGCCUCACAUGGCUUGGUUCCCUUGUGCCAACCAUGGUGUUCUUCAGGAUACAGACAGGGAGAAAAUGCUUUUGGAUGAUAGAGUUUGGCUGAAAGUGUGCUUCAACAGACCCAGUAUACCUACCUCACUCUUUGUUUUCCUGGCGUCUGAUGGCGCUUCUCCGGGGGGUGACCAGCCCAAGCCUACUGUGGCAGUUCAGCUGGGUGACAUCAGUGGGCACACCCAUUUCCUUGCAACAUAUGAGCUGUCAUGUCAGCAGAAUCCACUGGUUAUCAACACAGCUGACAACAUUGCCUUCCGCCAAAUUGCAUCUGCUCAGUUCAACUUCUCCUCCUUCUCCGUGGGCAUCUCUGCAGUGGCCUUGAGGAGCCAUUCAUCACCGCCAGAUCUUUCCAGCCCAAGCAACUGCCUCCCAGAGCAUGAUGGCCAUGCCUGCCAGAGACACAGCUGCACACAACAUACCUGCGGAGAGCAAAGCCGCUGUGUGCUGCCAUUUAUCCAUCAUGCUGCUGUUGUCAACUGCACUUCCAGCAGUCAGGAGCAUGUGGAAUGUGCUGUUACUUGUGGGAAGGGGUUUGUUCUCCAUGCCAGUCAUGGGCAGUUGCUGCGCCCAGGACAGAAAGAGAUCCUGCUGACUUGUCACUAUGGACAUUGGGACAGAUCUGUGACUUGUGACCCCAUUGACUGCCAAUUUCCAGACCAAUCACACAUGCUGUAUGCAGAGUUCUCCUGCCCUAAAGGGACCACCUUCAUGAAGCGAUGCUUCUUCGCCUGCAUGAAGCCAUCAAAGCUUCAAGGAAUGAGUCAGUGGCUGACCUGCCUGGAGGAUGGUCUGUGGUCACUCCCAGAAGCUUACUGCAAGCUUGAGUGUGACACUCCACGCCCGGUUGCCAAUGCUAAGCUGCUGGUGCCCCAAUGCUUGCAAGGGAAUCAUGAUGUGGGCUCUGUUUGCCGCUACAAGUGUAAGCCUGGGUAUCACGUUGCAGAAAGCUCAGAGGAAAAGCCCAAGAAAAAGUUCCUAAAUAUUCAGUGUCUUGAAAGUGGCUUCUGGGAAGAAGGUAACUGUGUUCCAGUGCUGUGUAAGCCGCCCCCACCAGUCUUUGAAGGAAUGUAUAACUGCACAAAUGGCUUUGAGCUUGACAGUCAAUGCGUUCUCAGCUGCAGCUCACAGACUAAGAAGGCUCCUAUCCUUUGCACUAAAGAUGGUUUGUGGACAGAGGAAUUUAAAUUAUGUGAAGAUCUGCAGGGGGAAUGUUCACCACCCCAAGAGCUUAAUUCAGUGGAGUACAAGUGUAAGCAAAGCUAUGGAAUUGGUGCUGUGUGCACACCUUCCUGUCUAAUUCUCCCAAGAGAUCCUGUGAUACUGCCUGAAAAUGUCACUGCAGAUACCAUGGACCACAGACUGAAGCCUACUAGAGUCCAGAAUAUUGUGUGCACUGGAAGACUGGAGUGGCAUCCAGAUCCAAAAGCCAUUCAUUGCAUUGCUUCCUGCGAGCCUUUCCAAGACGAUGGCUGGUGUGACACCAUCAAUAACCGAGCUUAUUGUCAGUAUGAUGGUGGUGACUGUUGCUCUUCCACGGUCUCCUCCAGGAAGGUGGUCCUGUUUCCUAAUGGCUGUGACCAGGAUGAGUGCACCUGCCGGGACCCAGCUGCAGAAGAAAAUCAGUGAUAGCAGCCAGGACGGCUUAUGCUGUCAGGCCCAGAAUUGGAGGAAACUGCACAGGCUUGUGGGGUAGCGUGAUCAAAGGGACUGGAAGGGCUGAUGGAUAGAACUUCAGUGGAAGCAUGGGCACAGAGGCCUAGUACGAUGAGGGAUAAGGAAGAAGGAAAGCAGUGAAAAAGAGGCCGAGAGAGGGAAAGGAAUGCAAGAGAAGAAACAAACAUCUUACAACCCCAGUUCGACUUCCUUUCCAUCAGAAAUGAAACACAGGCCGAAGGCCUAUUCCAUGGCCUUGCCACCUCUGUUGGCAAACUGGCUUUGGAUCAGGCCUCGAGGCUGCCUUCAUUACGUGACUGUAUAAAUGGUUUGCCACCUACAACUUGUCUGUCUUUGCUCUGAAUUUUGUCAGUAGGGGUUCCCCCCUUCACUGUCUAGGGCUUGAUUUUGGAGAGGGGGAAGAUAAAAUGAUCUGUCUGCAAAUAUUUAAGCAUAAUUUUAUUACAAAUCUAUAUUAUAUUUUUAUUUGCUGUUCAUUAAGCUGAAACGUGCUGCUGUGAUGUACAGGACAUCAGAAAACGUGGUGUCAGGUAAAGAAGAAUUCCCAGAAAUGGAGGGAAUUCUGAGGCCUGGUUUAUGCAAACAGCAGUAUCAAGUAGUAACAUUGUUUUGUGUUUUUCUGGUGUAAGGUUGCAUAUUUGAAUGCCCCUCCAAAUCCACCGUACCCUGCCCU